Molecule: messenger RNA, 13324 nt
Organism: Paramuricea clavata
Lineage: Eukaryota; Metazoa; Cnidaria; Anthozoa; Malacalcyonacea; Plexauridae
Source: the annotation of a GenBank genome assembly
CUUCUCUUUCAAAUAGUUUAAAUUUUCAAUUCUAGUUCCUUGGAAUUGUCUCGUGAGUUUCAAGAGGAAUGUUACAGCAUCGCUCUUCAUCCAUCAGGACUUUACAUUUUGGUUGGAUUUAGCGAUAAAUUGCGCUUAAUGAAUCUUCUUAUUGAUGAGAUCAGGACAUUCAAAGAAUUUACAAUACGAGGAUGUCGCGAGGUAAAGUUUAGGUUGAUUCAUAUAGUAAGUUGUAAAACUACAAAACGAGCAAAGAUACAGUUCACUUAAAGGGAAAGUUGACAGGACAGGGUGGGUUAGGAUAGGCGUAGUUGGGAAAAUAAUAUAAUUACAGUUGUUUUAAAUAUACUGUAAGCGUAAUACUUGAUGACUAAAGAUACUGUAAGCGUAAUACUUGAUGACUAAAGAUACUGUAAGCGUAAUACUUGAUGACUAAAGAUACUGUAAGCGUAAUACUUGAUGACUAAAGAUACUGUAAGCGUAAUACUUGAUGACUAAAGAUACUGUAAGCGUAAUACUUGAUGACUAAAGAUACUGUAAGCGUAAUACUUGAUGUUUGAUGUAAUCGGCUACUGAAAAGCCCGUUUGGAAUGAGCUGAUUCUAGUGUAAGCAUAUGGUUCUAGUAUAAGCGGCGAUGAAAAUGUAGGAUCUAAUUGCUUCCAUUCGAAAUAUGGAAGUCUUUUUUGGCUAGUUAGAUCUUUCAGUAAUAUAAGUUCCCUUGUAUAUUUUGGUCUAAAUUAUACCUUUGCUCAAGAUCUCAAAAUGUUAUAAACUGGGUGUUUAUUUUUUGAGAUUUGUGUUUGCUUUUUUUUAACACUCAAAUGCUUUAACGCUUCGUGGAUGGUUCCGAGUCGGCCUAAAAUGGAACAAGUCCUGACAACGGGUCCUCGUUGGGAACAGCGAGAACGACUGUUUCUGUCCUUUCAGGCUGGCAAAAACCAUUCUACUCACGAGAAUUGACAUUGCGGCCGUCGACGCUGAAUUUUAGGGAGUUUUUAAAGAUUUUAAUUCUUAAUUUCUUUCCAGUGUUCAUUCAGCAAUGGCGGUCACUAUUUCGCCACAGUUCACGGAAAUGUAAUUCAACUCUACUCAACUACAACUUUCGAAAACGUUGGAAAUCUUAAAGGACAUAAUGGGAAGGUAGGGGACAUUGUACUUUUGGAUACCCUUUAAUACGUUGAUAGUUCUAUUCUCGUGUUUCGCGCACAUGGAACGUUGGGUUAGGGAAGGGGCUGGGAUUUGGGUCAAGAUCUACGAUAAAUAAUUUAUAUUCGAGCAGGGAGUGAACAUGCCUGUAGAUUUUUUAUGUGGAGGUAGCUUAGAAUGUUUGGAGUUGCAAUUAGCUAGUAAUUCCAGGUAGAAAUAGCUACUGUAGCUUCAUUUCCUCCAGGUGAUUUUUGGAGUUGGUCUGUAACUUCAGGAUUCUAUGUUUUGAAGUUUUGAAGCGCAUACUUUGGAAUUAGCCCUUUAGGCUAUGGAGUUAGCCCCGCCAUUCCCUGACUCCCGAACUUAUAAGUAGCCUUGAGUAUUUAAUUAUUGAGCUUAGUGUAACCCACGAACACAUGUCAAUCCUUUUAGUCUACAUGCAGUAUAGGGCUGAACAGUGUGAAGCAUUGUACAAUCAUGAUAACUAUAAAGACGAUUUAAAUGUCAGAAUAGCCUUUCAUCAUGUAAAAAUUGUUCAAGUUGUUCUUCCAGUUCGAGUGUAUCAAACAUUUCAUGAUUUCUUUGGGUGCUCUAUACUUUUCCUCCAUCGUAACACUGGGGAAACAAGGGAUCGAUUGCCCUUGUUGCAUGAAUAUAAACUAAAUUAUUAUCGCCGGUAAUCUUGAAUGCCUUUUGCAGUAAAGAAGCUUUAUGAAUGUAUACGGCAGUUGAAGCAUGGAUAAUAAAAUAAAUGGGUAGCAAAUAUUUCAAGCACUAAACAGUGAAAAAUGCAUCCCAAAUUUCGUUAAAAUUGGGGACGCCAAUUUCGUAGCUACAAAUGUAAAAAAAUACAAAACAAAGACGAAAAACAUUUACCUUGAAUACUUUGUCGUGGCUUAGGCAUGUUUUUAAAACAAUUAGACCAGUUUAUGCUUCAAUAUUACUCUUUUAAAGCGGAAAGUAUAGCGAAACAACAAAAAUCCCGAGAACUUUGCAAUACGCGUGACGUCACAGAUUGCAACCAGGUUGUUUUUGCUUACGUCAGCUAGAGUCCUAUCCAUUUAUUUUAUUAUCCAUGAUUGAAGUAUUGAUUUAAUAUUUUGAAGGUUCGGUCAGUUAUUUGGAGUCAAGAUGACACAAAGAUCAUAUCGUGUGGUAUGGACGGAGCAGUGUAUGAGUGGAAUGUGUACACUGGCAAACGUGAUGGCGAGAGUGUUCUAAAGUCAUGUAGUUAUACUGGUGUGGCUGUGUCUCCUGAUGGCAGGACCACAUACGCUGUUGGUUCUGAUAAAACAUUAAAAGAGAUCUGUGAUUCACAGGUAUGUACGGUAGUAUAAUUUCAUAGUAUAAUCGACUUUAUAUCGAAGCCAUUUAAUUCUAUCCUACAGUAUAGUGGUAAAAGAAGAACAAAAUACGCUACGCUUUAGUAGGAUACGAUUGAAGUGAAAAACAGUUGUGUAGGUUAGACCGAUGGAGUUUUCGACCUGUCCAUUAACUGUCAUUAACCUCAGCAAUCAAUCCUUGGCCAGGUUUAGGCAGCAUUAAUUCAUUGACGUGGAAACAUUGGAAAUUUUUGAUGUUUCCUUGAAAAAUGUUCCCAAACAAAUUCAGAAACAUAUUUCGUUUUCCUUAACGCAUUUUUUAAUUCGCCCAAUAGGAAACAUGGAAAGAACGUUUCCUAGUGUGGCCAUGACGUCGUACUUCAAUCGGGCAUUUUUGAAAAUCUACAGUGUAGUACAGUGCGUCCCAACGCUGAACUUAUUUAUUAAGAAAUUAAUUACAUAUGUUUUCUUCCUUUCUGUUCGAAAAAAAAUGCUCAACGGAAGGUUCGAGUUUUGAGAUCAAUUGUUUAACAUAAUAACACUGCACUGCCCGCCAGUAAAUAAUUAACCUGUCAAUCACGCAAAAAAAACUGUUACUGUAUGUAUACGAACUCUGGUUUGUAGAUUCUUCGUGAAGUGUCGUCCAGUGACAUGGUGUUAACACAAGUGAGCAUGUCUCGCUCAGGUCGAAUGUUAUUUGUGGGAACCAACACUGGUACAAUUCGGGCCAUGAAGUUUCCCUUAACUGUUCCUGGUGAAUGGCAAGAACAUCAAGCUCAUACUGGAGCUAUUACUAAGGUACUGAAUUGCUUGCCACCUCUUGCUUAUUUUGUGUCAACUGUUGUAUCUCUGAAUUAUAACCUGGGAGUCGUAGCCACUGUAUACCUGUUCGCAGGUUAGGUGAGCCUAAAACUGGCUGCAGGCAGUAACGUAGCAAGGAGAGGGCUCUGUCUCCCAAUCAUCUUCAGAACUAUUCUUGUGAACAGUUGAAAUCCGGAUAGAAAAGUUUGGGGAAGGCGGGUGUAAUGUCCGGAAUAAAAAUGGGCAAGAUACAUAAUUACAUGUACUGCUGUACAUCUUGUAUUUUUCUUACUAAUUUUCUUAUGAAUUUCUAAUUAAUGCAGUGGCGGACAAAAAGUCUAAACGGCAGCUGAUUAACUUAAAGUAGCAGCUAAGUUAUAGCAUGGCUGAUUAAAACACGACAAAAUCGUAAAUAUGAGACAAUAAUGUUUGAGGACUAAAACGUACAGUACCAAACCUAAAAUCGCACCCUAAUAUUUCAAGAAGUGUCACUGCUGAGUAAUAUACUGUAUAUAAAUCAAAAUGGUAAUGGAAAUUCAUUCAUUUCUCCGCAAUCUUGCCAAAAUUUUAGCCUUUCUUUCAUUAAAAAUAUUUAAAACGGAACCAUACAAUUAUAAUUAUAAACUUAGAGGAAACCAUAGACUUGGUUCUUUGAUUACUUUGAAUUUUAUUCAGUCUUAAGGUGGAGUUACACGAGCAACAGAAUUGCUGCAACUUGCAACAAAAUCUGAUUUCAACGCAUGUUAAUUGAAAAUGUUUACACAUAAAUUACAAAUCACAAGGCAACAUGUGUCGACAUUUCUACUUAACAUGCGUUGAAAUCGGAUUUUGUUGCAAGUUGCAGCAAUUUUGUUGCUCGUGUAACUCCAGCUUUAGUUACGUGUAAAGUUUCUGUCUGUUUUUCAAAGAAUGAAGUCGAGGCUAUGUGUGUACAAUGCUACGUACCAGUAGUUCUGUAAAUUAUUAGUAAUGAUGUAUAUUUUUAUGAUUCCUAUAGAUGCGAAUGUCGUUUGACGAUCAGUAUAUGUUCACUGUGGGUGAAGAUGCUUCCUUGUUCAUCUACAAGGCAACAGACAAGGAAGGCCGAGGUUUGAAAAGAGACAAAGACAUUGUUUAUGCGGAGGAAAUUCUUAUCACCAAAUCGGAUUUAGAAGAAAAGGUACGUGUAUGUUGUAUUUGUGACAUUUUAUGCCAUGCUUAGCCUUAGCUUCGUAUGCUACAUGUACAUAAUGUUAACUAUGCUUUCAUACACUGUAUAAAUUAUAGAAAUUUAAUUCCAUCAUGCAGUCUCCAAUAGCAAUACCACCACAAUACCACUAUCACCAUCAUGAUCACCACUACCGCCAUUGCGACCAUCACCAAUAUCACCAUGAUCACCAUCACCAUAAUCACCAUGCACCAACCAUGAUCACCACCACCAUGAUCACCAUCAUUACAAUCACUACUACUACCACCAGUGCGACCAUCACCAAUAUCACCAUGAUCACCAUAAUCACCGCCUCCACCAUCGACAUCACGGCAAUCAUCACAACAACUAUCACUAUCACAGCCAUUGGCACCAUUAUCACCGUCUUCACCACCACCAUCAUCAUUAUCACUAUCACCACCAUCAGGAUCAUCAACACUACCAAAUCAACAACAACAAUGCCACCACUAACAACAUUGCAGUCCGUUGGAUCGGCCAGUGCUUACAGUACCAACAUCACAUUGACUGUAUAGCAAAAUGACCUUUGCGCUUUUGCACCCAUCUUACUACAUGAGCCUGAGUAGAAUUAAUCAACAAUGAUUAAAUUUGAUUUUCAUUUCCAUCUCUAUUUUCCAGAAUUCCAUGAUGGCUGAACUGAAAACACGUGUGGAAGAAUUAAAGAUGGAGAACGAGUAUCAGUUGAGAUUGAAAGACAUGAACUAUAACGAGAAAAUCAAGGAACUCACGGAAAAAUUCAUUCAAGAAAUGGAAUCUCUGAAAACUAAGAAUCAAGUUUUGAAGACGGACAAAGAAAAAGAAGAAGCCAAACAUGAAGAGGAGAUUUCUGACGUUCGAGAGAAACAUUCACGUGAACUGCAGGUAAGUGCCUCAAACAUGUCAUUCUAAGAGAUCAUUAGUACUACCAAUUGCUCAUAUUUCGCUAUUCCUUCACUUUAUCAGCUCGUUUAGAUUUUAGUACUAAUUUGACACAGAAAUAGAAAUAAAAUAUCCACUGCCUGUUUUUUUAUCUCCUCGUUUGCCCACGCAAAAUAGCAAACUUAAGCAAGGUUUAAAAACUAUAAACUACCGGUGUUAGGAACCUUAACCCAGAAGGACGCAAAUGCAUCGACGACGGCCAUUAGUAUAAUGACAAUCAUAAUAUUGUAGAAAAGAAAUGAUUAAUUAAAAUUUCAUAAAAACAUUUAGAUUCGUCUUCGUUCAGUUCGUUCUGUUUACAACGGCAAAUCACAGAUUAUCACGUCUGGUACACAGCGGUUACAUUACAAGCUGUAACAACGGUUAUUUCAAAUUUUAUCCUGGAAUUCUUUUGGACCAUAAAUCCUUGUUUUAUUAAUUUCAUACGAUGAAUAAUAGACGACAGGUUUUCCUUACAAUCGUUUAGUUCAACGAACUGCCAUGGUAGCAUUGUCGUCCCAUAUGAUUUGCUAAUUGUUUACGAACGACUUCAGAAACAUUCCCUUAUAUGUAAAUUCUCCCUCAUUUCAAUCAACCGUUUAUUCGGCUAUCCUCUUAUAGUUAUACUCUAACUCCUUGUUCAACAUUAUUAGACACCAGCAAAUCAGAGUUGCAAAACUUUGUUUUUUUGUGCUAGGAUUUAGAAUCAGCGAAUAAUCAGAAACUGAUGUCAGAAUACGAGAAGUAUCAGGAACUGCAGUCAAAAAGUCAGAAGAUGCAAGAAGAUUAUGAUAGGCAACUGGAAGAAAUGGAAGCAUCUAAGGAACAAGCUUUAUCUGAACUCACAGAAUAUUUUGAAACAAAGUUACAAGAAAAGACUGGUCAACUGGAACAAGUAAGAUAUCUUCGACUUAUUACCAAAUGAUAAGUUCAGUCAUAACAGUGGAAGACUUGGCUCAAACUGGGAAACAUCAAGGCCAUUUAUGCGAGCGAAAAUAAUCAGCAGCCUAAAUAAGCUGCGGCUUAAACAAUUCGUCACGAACAACUCGUAUAAACAGCCCAUUUGUUAGCAAGCCGCGGCUAAAACAGCCCCCAGGAUUGAAAGCUAGCCCUAAAGAAGCCGUGGUUUAUUGCAAAUUGACUGUUUGUAGAGUCGUUAGCGACUUAUUUAAGCCGUGCCUUUAAUAUAUCCGCUCGUAUAAAUAGCCCUAUUGUUGCAGAAAGUUGCGGAAACGCUGUAUGGAAACAUAUUUUCCCAAAUAAACCAGAUCAAAGAGCUCAGCAUGUGUACUGAGAGAGUGCUUUGGGUAAACAGCCCCUCUCAAAGUCAAAGGACCGAGUUGUCAGAAAAUGUUUUAAAAAUAUUAAGCUUGCCUAGGUUUAGAGAAGAUCCUAAAUAGUGUUGAAUUUAGUAAAGGCUCAAAACUGGGUUUUAAACAAUUUACUGCCCGCUAUGCAAACCCAGUGGCGGAAAUUAGGGACGAAGUUUUUUUUGUUUUUUUUGUUUGUUUGUUUUUUUCAAGCUCUAUAUACAGGGCCGCCGAGAGCUUGGCGGGGGCCCGGGGCAAAUUUUUUUUAGGGGCCCCUAUUUCAAAAUUUUUUCCGGAUAAAAUUUUUUUCGGACAAAAAUUUUUUCGACUUUACCUCAAUUUUUCAUACCAAAUUUCGUUAUUUUGCCCAAAAAAGCCAAAUAUAUUGCCCUUUGCGCGCAAGAGGCCCAACAAAAAAUUUGCUGGGGUCUAACAAAAAAUUUCUAGAGGCAAUUUGCCCCCCCCCCUCUCGGCGGCCCUGUCUAUAUAUUAACAAAUGAUGGGGGUUUCAAAGACGUUUUAAUUUAAACAAACUACGCGAUAGUGUUGGGAAAGCAGUAAGAGCAGGUAACCUAGCCCCCGCGCUUCAACUGCAAACCUUAAAACCGCCAGCUACGCAGGCUACAGCUGACCAAAAUUGCGUGAGUGUCAACUUUCAUGCACUCUCGUCCUCGAUUGGUCCGUAUUGAUAUCGAUACUUCAGAUUACCCUGCAUGUGAACUGAAAUAAUGCCUUUUGUUUGUAGUCUCAAGAUGAAUCAAGGCAGCAAGUACGCGAACACGAAGAAACCAAACGUCAAAUUGAGGAGGAUGCUGACCGCGAAAUACUUGAUAUCAAGAAUAAAUACGAACGUCGGCUGAGAGAAGAGAAGGAACAAAAUUUACGACUUAAAGGAGAGACAGGAAUCAUGAGAAAAAAGGUGAAGACGAUUUUAUGUUGUAUACUGUUCAUAGCGUAAUGAUAUUUCACCAUUUAUAAGUACAUGUUUAUAUGUAUAGCAAAUCUGUCUGUCUUACGCCAAAACAAUUUUCUUGUCAGUGAGACCCACUGAUCUCGGGAGGUAAGACCCAUAUCCCUAGAUUUGGACGCAUAAAGGGUUAAUAAUUAAAAUUAAAUUAAAUGAAUUCAUUAUUUAUUCUUUAUUCAAAUAUAAAAUUAAACCAUACCGAACAACAAACUGUGCCAGUUUACAAGGCUACAGUAUGUUUAAAAUACAAAAUUAAUAUAAUACAGUAUGAGUACUAUGGAUAUUAAAUAGAGUUUAAAAGACCUAUUCACACGCAAAUCGUGGAGGCAAUGAUUAGGAUUUUUUGUAAUGUCACUCCACAGUUUCUUGUCUCUGUUAAACUGUCUGCCUUAGUCUUUUAAGUGGAAUUAUGUCAUACCCUACCUACCCUACACAGGUAGACAAUAUUGUAAAAGUCCGAGUUUUACGGGUCGACCGGUGGACUUGACGUCCAUCAAAUAGUAAAGUACAUGAUAGUUCAUAAAACACCUUCAGACUUCCACCCUUUGAUUUCAAAUUGCUUUUAAACUUUCAGGUGUUUUUUGCCGCCAAUGUGGUUUCUGAAAAUAGCCCAGGCACUCACAUUCGAAAAUAACAUUUUAAGAGUGAUUUCGAAAUGCCCAAAUUCACAUAAAUCUUUCACACAUAUUGCAGAAUUAUCAGUAUAGUUUAAAAUUGUCUACUUUUAUACACCUUGUGUAGUCGUCAAGUUUAGAGCAGAUCAUCUGUUAUUACUCCUUUGAACGUUCUCUAUAUAGUUAAAAGACUGAAAAGAUCAAAGCUUACUUUCUAGCAAAGCUCAAUUUCCAGCAUUUUAAUCUUUAGUAUUGAAGAUACUGUAGUGUAUCAGUUGGUUUACUGACUGUUUGUAAUUUCAGUUCACAAGUCUUCAAAAGGAAAUUGAUGAUUACAAGACUGAGAUACAACGUCUCCAUGGUGAGCAGAACAAACUUCAAGGUGUUAUCAAGUCCUUGGAGAAAGAUAUCUAUGGACUGAAGAAAGAAAUUCAGGAACGUGAUGAGACCAUACAAGAUAAGGUAGGAAAAUAGUUUGCACGUAUCAGAACAUCCUCUCAGUGUAUCUAAAAUGGCUGUCUUCAUUGGCGGACACUUAGUUGGAGGGCAAGGCGAGGUUGCCACGAUAUGACCACCCUCCGCCGCUCUAUGUAUGACCCUCCUUUCGUUUUUUAAAUUUUUCAUGCAUAAUUGUCACAGCUUUGUUACAAAUUUCUUUAGCUAUUAAUCAUAGGUUUUUGGAAAUUAUUGCUGCCUGACUCCCCUCCCAGUGGUCGCUGCAUGUGUACGUCUUUAUAUUAGUUUAACUAUUUGAGAAUUGGAAACUCUUGGAGGUUGAGACCAUGGGAAUUAAUGGUGCCAGGUUUGGAAAUGAUACGAAUUAGGACGGAGCGAUUUCCAACAGAAUGAUGCUGACCAAUCUUUUUCCCUCAAACAUCUUUCUCCGCUUGAAAGUGAAUAUACUGUAGAUUAAUUAUCAUGUUGUGGGUAUCAGUAUGUGUUACUGGGUAACAGAUGCUCGUUAAAGGCACAGUUCAGCCUUUUGAACGAUGGUUUUUAAGGCGCACUUGAGCCCUUUUAAUUGAAAAAACUAACUAGGAAAAUCAAUUAAGCAUUAUUCAAAAUCAGUAAACUCGAUGUUUUUAACAAUAUAAAUGUUUUAAAAUGUUAAAAACAUUAAGUUUGGCGAUCUUCAAUUAUGCUUAAUUGAUUUUCCUAGUUAGUUUUUUCAAUUAAAAGGGCUCAAAUGCGCCUUAAAAACCAUCGUUCAACAGGCUGAACUGUGCCUUUAACUUUAAGUCUCGUUUACACGUGCAAUUUUUGUUGCGAUUUCUACUGCGAUGUUCUUCUUCUGAUGGAUGCGGCGAGUAGAUGAAUGUUCUGAGUCCAUGAACAUUCAUGGCUCAUCUACUCAUUCACAUACAUCAGGAGACGAACAUUGCACCUAAAAUCGCAGCAAAAAAUCUGUUGACACUUCUUGGAGGAUGAAAUUAAACCACACCCCUCGAUUUCCUUCCCUGAAUUUAAUUUUAUCAGGCUAAACAGGUUUCAUCACAGGCUGACAUUUACCAUAAUUUAAUCUACUUAGGUAUAUUGAAUUAAAUAAUCCUUGCGAAAAAAAAUUCUGUUUUUUAAUGGGCUUUACAACUGUUAUGUAAGAAGAUUAUGAGUUUCACACUGAAGAAUUCUAAAUACUUUUGUUUACUGCAGGAGAAACGUAUUUAUGAUUUAAAGAAGAAAAACCAAGAACUGGAAAAGUUCAAGUUUGUCUUGGAUUACAAGAUCAAGGAACUCAAGAAGCAAAUUGAACCAAGAGAAAAUGAUAUUAAAGCCAUGAAGGAACAGAUACAAGAGGUAACAUGUCAUGAUAAGAGGGGGUUUUGGUCGACAGCUACAGGCUUGUGUUUGAAAUGGCUUGUUUGAAUGACCAAACGUUAUCUAAAUCAAACUAUAAAAAGCUAUAGCAUAUCUUGUCCUUUAUUGUCAAUCAUAUAUAACCAGUGAUGAAACCACACACGCAUCCUGCAUCUGUUUAUACAAUUAGUUGCAAUUAGCCUGCAAAGAGGCGCCUGCAUGCUUUAUUCAAAUAAUAAUUAAUAAUUAUCAUAACGUUUGGAACAGAUCCUCCUGCCAUAGAUAUUCAGCCUAAUUAUCGCGCAGUUAUUGACUUUCAUGAUUUGUGAUUGUAUUUGAAUACACGUGAUUGUAUUUGAAUAAAAAGCAUGGUGCAGAAAUGUUUAAUUAAACAAUAAUUUUCUACGAGACACUGGCGCUACAUAACUGAAUGUCUUCCACAUUUUAGAUGGAAAGUGAGUUAGAACGUUUCCAUAAACGCAACACUUCAUUAGAGUUGAAUAUUGACGUAUUACGUCAGAAGUUGAAGGCAACUGACAAGGAGAUGCAUAUGGAGAGACAAAAGGUAUCUGUAACAACAACGACGACGACAACGACUUUCAAAUUCACACUAUUGUUAUGCCAAGUGUUAAUCCUGAUCCUUACCACGAUGCAAGCACAAGCAAACGGUUGUUCUUAUACUGUUCUCACUGUGUCCUCACUACAAUGCAAAAUAAAGCGCAAGCAACAACAUAAGCAUAAUGGAAAUAACGCAACGUUUUGGCUUAUGAUUAUGUUUGCGUCGUAGUGAGGCCAGUACAUAAAAAGUCAAUACUGUACGUUUGAUCCCUCUUAUGCUUGUACAGUACGUGCGUGGUAAUGAGGACCAGGCUUAAAGCAAAGCGUCCACCAUGUCCCAUUCGAACAAAUAAAAUAAAUUCGCAUCAUUCAGAGUUUUUGUCUCCAUAUUUAAAUUACAGUCGAUGCUAAUAAAGAAAUAACAUUUUCCUGUAGGUGACCGAUGUGGAAGCGGUGGUGAAACGGUUCAAAACUGAACUGUAUAAUUGUGUGGGAUUUAUACAAGAACCGAAGAAAUUGAAGGAAAGUGUCAAGCAGUUGUAUCAGAAAUAUGUACAAGAUGAUACGGUAUGCCAGAUUUGCCUUGCACACGUGAAAUUUUAUUUACUAAUAUGACUCGCAUGUGGGGAAAGAUUGUUGAGGAAAUAAAUUCUCGCCAACAAAUUCAGAAACAUACUAUUUUGUUCCCCAUUUCAUUUUUGAUGCGGAAACAAUGUUUCCUGGUUUCCCUGACAGUCAAACGUCCACAUAUUGGCUGCUAUAUUCGAAAGACUGAAAAUAGUAUUGUGUUGACGAAGCUCAAGCAAACUGGGGUAAAAUUAUAUUCACGAAGUGGUCACUUCUUCUUAUCACAAAGAAGAUACGGUGAACCUAGCUACCUUAUAGACCUUAAGCUUUUUAUGCAUCUUCUCCUCAUCUCCCCGCCAUUUUCGUAGACUCACUAUGUUUCCACAACAAUGACUCUUAGCUUGUCCAGGGCUUCAUUGUUAUUUCUUUGUUUCUCUAUUUUCCUUCUCUAACCACAUUUUAACUCACUUCCCCCAUUUCCUUGCAGAACGAGUCAUCAGCAAGUGUAGACGCGGACAUCCAGCGCGAAUACUCACGACAGCGAGAACAUUUAGAGCGGAGUGUUGCUUCGUUAAGAAAGAAACUUGAGAAAGACAAUGAAAUUCAUCGUGCGGAUAAUGUCAGGAUCAUGCAGGUGUGUAUUAAUUGGUUCAUAAUGGUUAGUGCAUGUCAUGUGCCUUUCACAACGUCUAUGACCGAGGUUUAGUAUUCUUCUGUAAUAUUAGAAUUUUGCCUGAGUUGCAUGUGAGAAGAGUGUUUCCACUCUACCAAACAUCGCAAGUAUAGUUAACAGGGAUUACCAUUACUGGACCUAUGGUUUAAACCAGAUAUGGCAGGUGGGUGUCUGCUAAUCAUCUCUUGCAGCUGCGAGCUAGCCGGAAUUGCGAAGAACACAGCUCAGUCUGAUCAAGUGGAAGGCUGUCUAUUAAAGGGCGCCUGUGGCAGCCACCAUAUGACUCAUGACUGAGCACGACUUUCGGUAGAGUGGUGAGCGACUCGUUUAACAUAAAUGCCAUGAGUCUGCAGCGAGAAUCGAACCCAUCUCAGAAUCGAGGUCUAGAGUAAAUAAAGAUACUUUACUGAAUGUUUAUUGUACUCUUACCCCAAUAGCCAUGUUUUCAUGUGAUUAUUUCCUCAUGCUUCGUGCAUAGUUGGUUUAAGGUUUGUGAUUGGGUUCAAGAUCAAAGAGAAACAUAUUUGUGCACGAAACAUGGCGAUAUAACAUUUACGUGCGUCUGCCAUAAAACACGCAAACAUGGAGGCCAUUGGGGGAAAAAGUGCAAUGAACAGUAAAGUCUAUUAGAGCGAUUAUACAAUAUUAAAAUACAAUUGUAAUCAAUUAAAAAUCGUUGCAAUGCAUGCUUCACCGCGUACACGGAGCCAGUAGAAGAACAGUGAUGUACUCUCGUCUUCUCUUGCAGGAAAAUGUUACGCUUAUCAAAGAAAUUAAUGAUCUUCGCAGAGAAUUAAAAAUCGCCCGCACGCAAGUACACGACCUCGAAGCAGCUCUCGGAGUGAUGCGUCGGACACAAGGGAGUGGUGGGCAGGGAGUUAAAUCAGCACCUCCAAGAAAGAACACCACAUCCAGGGAAAGUACAGCCGAUGAUUUAGAGAAAAUCAUUAGUAUUCAAAAGAAUGAAAUAAGAAAGUUACGUGAACAAAUUCAUGAUCUGGAAAAUCUAACUAUAAACAGACCUCCGUCUGGGGGUCGUCUCCCCCCGGUGCCAGUGAAUUAAUGGUCUAUGUAUAAAUGGGGUUAUGUAAUAUACAUCUAUAGAUUAUUUGGUAGCAUAUAAUAUACUGCAAGGAACUGGUGUGAAGAUAAAUUUACUGUAAACCACUUGGUAAUAUAUAUUUGUGCAAAUAAAAACAUGUAUAAUUCACUACAAUUCAUUAAAAAUUAACGUUGUUCCAUUAGACGUCUGUCUCCAAUUGCUUGUUAGAAAUCUAGAAUUCUAGUGAUUCGAAGCAACGGUUGGAAAAUACGAAAUAAUCGUUCACAUUCUAAAACAUUCUGUCCAACUGCCAUACAUUGCAUUGCUGAAUUUCUGGCAGCCUUCCGGUACCUCUUUGUGGAAGUAGGAUGUCUUGAAGAUAACAAUGUUGGUGCCACGUAAAACAAACUGCAAAAGAAGAGAUUUUU